Phasianus colchicus (ring-necked pheasant) is the source of this 587-nucleotide messenger RNA. It is a transcript of the gene PSMG4, whose product is annotated as proteasome assembly chaperone 4. NCBI's taxonomy places the organism in Eukaryota, Metazoa, Chordata, Aves, Galliformes, Phasianidae. Gene Ontology annotation, biological process: proteasome assembly. The record is from RefSeq and is a predicted model, not a curated record.
CCCGUCCCGCCGCUGUCUGGGCGGAGCUCCGCGCGGCGCCGCCCCCCGGUCCCGCUGCGGCCUGGCCGAGUAGAUGGAGGCGGCGGGCGGCGGCGCGGCGCCGGGCUGCAUCGAUCUGCACGAUUUCAGCGGGCAAUUGGGUGAGCAGCGAGUGCACUUCCACGCCAUGCGGCUGCAGGACUCGCUCUUCCUCUGGGUGGGCGCCGCGCCCGCCCUGUCCAGCCUGGCCGUGGCCAUGUGCAGCCCUCGGGACAGCGUGCCCGUGUCCACCUCGCUGCUCGGGGACCCCUCCGACACCGCCUCCGCCUGCCUGGCCCAGCGCCUGGCCAAGAAGACCAAAAAACAGGUAUUUGUCAGCUACAAUCUGCCAAACACAGACAGCAGUUUCACCUUACUCAUAGAAAACAGGAUCAAGGAAGAAAUGAUGGCUUUUCCUGAGAAGUUCUGACUUUGCAUCAUUGUAAAAUAACUGGAAGUUUUUGUUUCAGAAGAACUGAGUGCAGUUUUCACACUGCCAUUAAGCAGUAUACUUGUUUUGUAUUGCAUUGAUUGAAUUUGCAUUUGUUAUUAAAUGUAACUGACCUAAA